AUGGCUGGCAUUUCUGGUCCCGUCUAUGGCCUCGAGGUCCCUCCCGGCGAGAUCCUGAUUCCCGCCGCCAUGGACUUCCCUGCCUCUUUCCGCAUUACCAUGGCUGCUGUUGACCCUACUGAGGAGCCCGAGGCCGACGAGGAUGGCAACGUUCCCAGGGUUCCCCGCUCUACCCUUCGUCUUGUCAAGCGUGCCUUCCCCGGCCUGGACGACGACGAGGACGACGUGAUUGAUGAUGAGUAUAUGAAGGCGCUCCUCGCUGCUUCUGAUGAUGACGACGAGGAUGACGAGGAGGCGAAUGGCGGCCCCAGCGAUCCUAAGAAGUCUAAGAAGUCCGGCCAGAACGCCGCCAUCGCGAAGCUUCUUGCCGCCACCCAGGGUGACGACGAUGACGAUGAGGACAUGGAGGAUGCCCCCACCAAGUCCAAGGGCAAGGGCAAGGGCAAGGCCGCUGAAGAGGAUGAGGAAGAUGAUGAGGAUGACUCCGACGACGAGGACGACUCCGACGACGAGGAGGGUGCUGACCUCGAGAACUUUGUCGUUUGCACUCUCGACACGGAAAGGAACUACCAGCAGCCUCUUGACAUCACCGUCAACCAGGGCGAAAAGAUCUUCUUUGUCGUGUCCGGAACUCACACUGUCUACCUUACCGGCAACUACAUCAUGGAUGACGACGAGGAUGACUACGACGAGGAUGAUGACGAGGACGAUGACGACUUCGACAUCGAUGAGCUCGAGUACGCCCUCGGCGAGGACGAUGAGGACGACGAGAGCGACGAUCUCGACGACGUUGAGGAUCCCCGCAUCACUGAGCUCGGGUCUGACGAGGAGGAGGCUCCCCAGCUGGUCGACACUGCCAAGAAGGGCAAGAACAAGCGCUCUGCCGAUGAGGCCGAGAACCUCGACGACCUGAUUGCCAAGGACGGCGCCAAGCUCUCCAAGAAGCAGCAGAAGAAGCUCAAGAACAACCAGGGCGAGGCUGUCGCUGCUGACGACAAGAAGGACGCUAAGAAGGUUCAGUUCGCCAAGAACCUCGAGCAGGGCCCCUCCGGCUCCGCCACGGCCGCCGUUGGUGUCAAGGUUGUCCAGGGUGUCACCGUUGACGACCGCAAGAUUGGUACCGGCCGCAUCGUCAAGAACGGCGACAGCGUCGGUGUCCGCUACAUUGGAAAGCUCCAGAAUGGCAAGCAGUUUGAUGCCAACAAGAAGGGCAAGCCUUUCACCUUCAAGGUCGGCAAGGGUCAGGUCAUCAAGGGCUGGGACAUUGGCGUCGUUGGCAUGUCCAUCGGUGGCGAGCGUCGUCUGACCGUCCCCGCCAACCUUGCCUAUGGCCGUCAGGCCCUGCCCGGCAUCCCUGCCAACAGCACGCUGGUCUUCGACGUGAAGCUGCUCGAGAUCAAGUAA
Messenger RNA from Cordyceps fumosorosea ARSEF 2679, 1404 nucleotides. Its product is annotated as Peptidyl-prolyl cis-trans isomerase, FKBP-type. NCBI's taxonomy places the organism in Eukaryota, Fungi, Ascomycota, Sordariomycetes, Hypocreales, Cordycipitaceae. The record is from RefSeq and is a predicted model, not a curated record. The transcript is spliced from 3 exons. Gene Ontology annotation, molecular function: macrolide binding; peptidyl-prolyl cis-trans isomerase activity. Gene Ontology annotation, cellular component: chromatin; nucleolus. Bases 1 to 1404 code for a protein of 467 amino acids.